Ricinus communis (castor bean) is the source of this 1469-nucleotide messenger RNA. RefSeq names its product monooxygenase 1. The transcript has 6 exons. Lineage: Eukaryota; Viridiplantae; Streptophyta; Magnoliopsida; Malpighiales; Euphorbiaceae. The record is from RefSeq and is a predicted model, not a curated record. Gene Ontology annotation, molecular function: FAD binding. The coding region runs from base 126 to 1331 and encodes 401 amino acids.
GAUAUGUUUAACUGUGAUAAGUUCGAAAUUUUGCUGCCGUCAAUGAAAGAUAAUCAAUUAUUCCAUUCACUAAUAUAGCUUAGGAUUGUAAGCAAAAACCUCAGCAACUCUUUAACAUUUACAAUAUGGAUGCCAAUGAAGAGGUUGAGCUGGUGAUAGUUGGAGGUGGAAUUUGUGGCCUAGCUACUGCUCUUGCUCUUCACAGGAAGGGUAUAAGAAGUGUGGUGUUAGAAAGAUCAGAAACUCUGCGCGCAGCGGGAGCUGGUAUUGCUGUCCUUACCAAUGGUUGGCGAGCACUUGAUGAGCUAGGUGUUGGUUCCAAGAUCAGACCAACUGCACUUCCUCUUCAGCGGGUAUGGGAUAUAGACCUUGACAGGGGCAAGCAAAGACAAGCACCGGUCUCGAUAGGGGAAGCUCGCUGUGUAAAACGAAGUGAUCUAAUCGAAGCUCUAGCAGAUGAUCUUCCAUUGGGAACUAUACGCUUCGGAUGUGAUAUACUUUCUGUGAAUUUGGACCCAGAAAUUUCUUUUCCAAUUCUGCAGCUAAGCAAUGGGAGUUCGAUUAAGGCCAAGGCUCUAAUCGGAUGUGAUGGAGCAAACUCAGUUGUUUCGGAUUUUCUUGAGCUAAAGCCGAAAAAGUUAUUCUCUUUAUGUGCUGUGAGAGGAUUUACACAUUAUCCGAAUGGUCAUGGAUUGGCUCCUGAAUUGAUUCGAAUGGUUAAAGGCAACGUUCUGUGUGGAAGAGUCCCUGUUGAUGAUAAUCUGGUCUUCUGGUUCAUAAUUCAGAACUUCUUUCCCAAGGAUACAAAUAUCCCCAAAGAUCCAGAGCUCAUGAGGCAGUUCUCAUUAGAAUCAACCAAAGACUUCCCAACAGAAAGACUAGAGAUGGUAAAGAAUUGUGAAGUCACUUCACUGUCUCUUACACACCUGAGGUAUCGCACACCAUGGGAAAUAUAUCUAGGGAAGUUCCGGCGAGGAACUGCGACGGUAGCAGGAGAUGCCAUGCAUAUAAUGGGUCCAUUCAUUGGACAAGGGGGCUCGGCAGCCAUUGAAGACGCAGUUGUACUAGCUAGAUGUUUGUCGGCAAAGAUGCAAGAAGUUGGUCAGCUAAAAAGUUCAAGCCAUAUAAUGUCGCAAAAAAUUGGAGAAGCAUUUGACGACUAUGUGAAAGAAAGGAGGAUGAGAUUGGUAUGGCUAUCAACACAGACUUAUCUUUAUGGUUCACUGCUGCAGAAUUCCUCAAGGCUUGUGAAAGUUUCGAUUGCUGUUGCCAUGAUUGUUUUAUUUGGAAACCCAAUAUAUCAUACCAGGUAUGAUUGUGGUCCUCUGUGAUCAACAAUUUCAUCCUUACAAAGCUUACAUCUAGGCUUCGUUAAUAAUUAGCUGGUCUGAUAGGUUAUUCAAUAAUGUUUUCAUUGAGGUGCUUGCGGGUUUUUUCUAUUAAUAAUGAAGCUUCAAUCUUUUCGUCAA